This is a messenger RNA of Epinephelus moara (kelp grouper), 1410 nucleotides long. RefSeq lists its product as uncharacterized. Bases 19 to 1407 code for a protein of 462 amino acids. The transcript has a single exon. Lineage: Eukaryota; Metazoa; Chordata; Actinopteri; Perciformes; Serranidae. The record is from RefSeq and is a predicted model, not a curated record. Gene Ontology annotation, molecular function: nucleic acid binding.
GAGGUCACUGAGGGAUUUAUGAUAGGCCCUUUCGAUCAUCCUCCUUUCUCCGUAUUCCGUAUCAGUCCCAUCGGUGUCGCCACACGCAAAUACUCGGGGAAAAAGAGGCUGAUCAUUGACCUGUCGUCCCCACACGGCUCCGACAUCCCGAGCAUCAACAGCCUUAUUCCUAGCCCGGAUUUCUCCAUGCAGUACGCCACCAUUGACCACGCCAUGGCACUGAUUCGUCUGGCGGGACAUGGAGCAUGGCUGUCUAAGGCUGAUAUCACUAGCGCAUUCAAGGUCUUGCCCAUUCACCCCGACUUCUGGUGUUAUUUCGGUGUCUGCUGGAAGGGGGCUUACUACUUCUCCGUGCGUCUCACUUUCGGCUGCAAGAGCAGUCCCAAAAUCUUCGACUCUUUAUCCGAGGCUCUAUGCUGGAUCCUCUCCAACAAUUACAGGCUCCCCUACGUCCUUCAUCUCCUUGACGAUUUUCUGGUCGUGACUCCCCCGUCCUCACCUCCUCGCCACGGUCUCACUACACUUACGUCUGCAUUUUCCGACCUUGGUGUCCCUCUGUCCGAAGAAAAAACUUCAGGACCUGGCACAUCCAUCGAGUUUCUGGGCAUCACUCUGGACUCAAUGUCAUUCCAGGCUUCACUGCCCUUGGAGAAAGUGCAGCGCAUCUCGCUGCUCUUGUCUAAUUAUCUCCUGACAGACAGGUGCACCAAACGCCAGCUGCUCGCUCUCCUCGGGCACCUCAAUUACGCCAUCCGCAUAAUUCCACAGGCAAAAUCUUUUCUUUCUCAACUGCUGACCAAAGCUGCAUCCAUUCCCUCUCUCCACGACCACGUGGUUCUGGACGACACUUGUAAAACAGAAAUGCGCAUGUGGCAGCAAUUUCUGUCAUCCUGGAACGGCAUCUCAUUCUUCUAUGACGACUUCAUCACCCAUCCCGAGGACAUUCAACUCUACACGGACGCGGCUCCCUCCGUAGGUUUCGGCGGGUAUUACGGGGGGAGGUGGUUUGCUGCCGCUUGGCCCUCCGAGUUCGAGUCCCUCGACACAGAGUCACGCUCUCCCUCGUCUGCUCUGUACGAGCUGUACCCCGUGAUCAUCGCCACUCUAAUCUGGGGGCAAGAAUGGUCAAAAAAAUGCAUCAAUAUUCACUCUGACAACACAGCAGUAGUAGAUAUAAUCAAUAAAGGCCGUUCCCGUUCCCCAGCCAUCAUGCCAUUCACCCGCAGACUCACUCUCAUCUCCGCUCAGUAUCAAUUCAUCCUCCGCGCGUCUCACAUUCCCGGUCACCACAAUGCCAUCGCUGACUCACUCUCCCGCUUCUCCUUCCAGAAAUUCAGAUGCUUGGCUCCAGACUCGGAUGUCCAUCCCACACCAAUCCCACCGUUUUCAGCGACCAUAUUCAGCUAAAUC